AUGCAAUCAAAAUAUUUUAUCUUACGUAAAUUAUUAUCAAAUCGUGCGUAUUUAUUUAUUACAACUCCUCCGAUUAAUACUUAUAAUACUGCUGCUCAUAUUCCUUUUCAAACUCGUGUUCCUCAACAUUGUAUUCGUUUAUCUAAUCUUCCAUUAUUAUCAUCGAUUAUAAAAUUAGUUGAAAAUAAUAAACCAUUACAAGGUUAUACAAUAUUAAAUAUUCAACAUCAACUAGGUGAUGUAACUGCUCAAACAGAAGCAUUAAUAGCCUUAGGUGCAUUGCCUUCUAAUCUAUAUUUUCUUCCACCACCCUAUACACAUCAUAGAGAAUUUGAAUUAUUUGUCUUUAAUUAUUAUGGAGUUCCAAAAGAAAACUUUUUUCAAUCUUCUUCAUAUCGUUUAUGUUAUAAUUAUGAUAAAUAUCGUUUAUUACAAGUCAUAUUUGAAUUACGUCAAAUGAUUAAAUUAGAAUUAUUAAAGGAAAGACAAAAACAUCAUAAUUUACUUGUAUUAGAUGACGGAGGAUGUUUUUCUGAAGCAUUAGCAACAUUAUUUGACAUUCAUAAUGAAAUAUUAGAUCCUGAUGAAUUAAUAAAAAACCUUCCAUUAUUAUUAAAAACAACAAAAUCUGACGCAACAUUUAUUAUAUCAUAUUUUCAAUCGAUUGAAAUUCGUCUUAUUGAACAAACAUCACGUGGCAUAUUUAAAUAUGUCGAUCAACAAAAUAUAUCCAAGACAUUAAAUAAAUUUGGAAUAUCUAUUAUUGAUGUUGCAUCAAGUGAGCCUAAAAAACGUCUAGAACCUCCUAUUAUUGCUGAAGCAUGUUUGAAUAUGUUAUCGUAUAUAUUUUAUGAUGCACCAAAUCAUUUACGAAUUCCUAAACCAUUGAAAUCCCAGAAUUGUUUAUUACUUGGUUAUGGAGCUAUUGGACAAGCAGUAGGUUACGCUUUAACGCACGAAGGAGAUUUAGGAUUAUUUUCAAAAAAUUCUGUUAAAGUAUGGGAUCGAGACGUCACUAGACAUAAAGUAGCACAAGAUAAUGGUUUCGAUAUAUUCAAUCAAUGGAAUAAUAAAGAAGAAUUUGAUUAUAUUAUAGGUUGCACUGGUCGUUGCUCAUUAUCUCUGUCCUCUUUAUCCUUAUUACGUAAUAAUUGUUAUUUAAUAAGCGUAUCGUCGGCAGCUAUAGAAUUUCCAUUUAAUGACAUGAUUGAACAUUCAUUAUUAAAUGGAAAUAAAAAUCCAAUAAAAAUAAGCUUGUCUGAUAUACAAUUAAAUGAAUUAAAUAAUGAAAAUAUACAUCGUAAUAUAACAUUCCAGAUUGAAGAUCAAAGAAAUAUAACUGUUGUUAAUGGUGGAAUGCCUAUUACAUUUUUGGGCAUUUUAAAUCCAGCAAUACCAGAAAAAUUUGAUUUAACGGUUAGUUGCAUGAUAGCAGCGAGUAUUCAAGCUGUCGGUACAAAACAACAACUAAAUGAUAAACAACAAAUUAUACCACUAGAUUCUAAAUAUUCUAAAUUCAUUUGUGAUUGGUUUGAUAAUAACAUGAUUUGA
Messenger RNA from Didymodactylos carnosus, 1551 nucleotides. Lineage: Eukaryota; Metazoa; Rotifera; Eurotatoria; Philodinida; Philodinidae. The record is from the annotation of a GenBank genome assembly.